ACUAAGAACGAGUUCUCGAUCUUUGGCAUGCGCUCACUGGUCGGUCCCUCGGAUGAAAGGGGGGCAGAUGUUUUUUUUUUGCUGCGCUGUGAUUAGAUGGUGAAAGUCACUGCCCUGCGUUGUCGGAAGCAUGAUUUGCGAAUAUCGGUACGAAAGACCGACAAGAAAUCAUAUUGAAAUAAGAUUGAGAUGGAGAUCGGAGCGGGUGGCAGGAUGUACUCGUGACAGAACAACUUUUGGUGCUCGUCUAUUUUGGGGUAUCCAGCAUUAUCGGAAGUGCAGCCAUAGUCGCCCGAUGGACGGUGCAUUGAAACAGCAUCGACCUCGAGCUGAAUCGAGGUCUUGACCAUAAGAGCAUGCCAGAGGGCAAGGUUCGAUCCAACACUUUUAUAAGCACUUAGCUGUGGUAUGUUGAAAUGGAAUCUUCAGCAAAGCUUGAUAGCAGGCUGAGCGAGCAACAAUAAACCUCCGUCCGUGUGGCACACAGAUGGAAUCAUUGUGGAUGCGAAUUAAUAAUAUCCUGAUUUGUGUGUUGAUAAAUGAUGCAUUUCAUAUUGGACGUGUCCGUAAUCGGUAGAUUAUGUCCUUUUGUCUGCCCAAAUAUAGCAAGCUAUCUAUAGCAUACAAUUAAGAAGGAAGAUUGUGAAGGAUGAUGAAUAUUUUACCACAUCAUCCGGUAGAUAUGUGAUUGGGUACAAAUACGUCAAUCUUGU
Molecule: messenger RNA, 713 nt
Organism: Marchantia polymorpha subsp. ruderalis
Lineage: Eukaryota; Viridiplantae; Streptophyta; Marchantiopsida; Marchantiales; Marchantiaceae
Source: the annotation of a GenBank genome assembly